This is a messenger RNA of Neoarius graeffei (lesser salmon catfish), 3342 nucleotides long. RefSeq names its product discs, large (Drosophila) homolog-associated protein 5 (gene dlgap5). Lineage: Eukaryota; Metazoa; Chordata; Actinopteri; Siluriformes; Ariidae. The record is from RefSeq and is a predicted model, not a curated record. Gene Ontology annotation, molecular function: microtubule binding. The transcript has 20 exons. The coding region runs from base 216 to 3191 and encodes 991 amino acids. Gene Ontology annotation, cellular component: spindle pole centrosome; nucleus; cytoplasm. Gene Ontology annotation, biological process: centrosome localization; signaling; mitotic spindle organization.
AAAUCCUACCCGCCAUGUUUAAACUGAAGUGCCCGAGGAAGUGGGCGCCUCUUGUUUACUUCGUAUUUGAUGCCUUUUUAUCGGGCUAGUUGCUAACGAACAAGCAGUUUUAACAAAAACAAGCUAUAAAUUACAGGUAAGGAAGAGCUACAGGACUGCAAGUUUCAAAGAAACGCUUACAAGUAACCUUAUUUACCCUCAGUCUGAGAGGAAGUAUGGAAUCUCGCUUUGCACAUCUUUACAAGCGAGACAGCAGUGUCUCCAUGAUCCGAGUCAAAAUGUCCAGGCGACGCUCCCAAACCCAGAAAGAGAACAGGGAAAAGAUGCAAAACUGCCGCAGACACCUGGACCAACUUCCAGAGCUGGAGCUCUCUUUGGAUGUUUCCGCUCUUGAGAAGUCGGUUCUUCCUUCCCAAGAGACAGGACACAAAGCUAGAGCAGAUAAAAAUAACAGUGCUGCAGUUGAGAGGAAAAACAUGCUAGCACGUUAUAAAGAGAAAAAAGCACUGCAGAAGGAGAAAGAAAAGCGAGAAAAGGAAAAGAAGGGCACCUUUAAGGUUGGUCUCUACCACCCACAGCCCCUGGGCUACUUACCCUUGAAUCCUGUUGUACCAAGCACAAAAAAGACGAUGGACAUUUUACCGUCCACCAGAGUGACCCGUUCUAUGAAACAGCAUUUGCAGCCAAAGCAGCCAGCUGAAAAACAACCUGCACCAAAGAAAACUGAGCCACUCGGCACCAGAGCUAGCAAGUCGUCCAUACCAGUAACUGUCAGAGGCAGAACUGCUCCAGUUGAACAAGUUGUCAGAGCUCCAACUACUCGAUCAGCUGCUAAAGCUGUGACAGCAGCUGCAGCAAACAAAUCUGUAGCUCAACCUGCUGCAGAUCUCAGACCUCUCAAAACAAGAGCUGCUAAUAGGCAACCUGCAGCUCCCUCUUCAGGUCGAGGAAAAACCAUGCAGGGACGUACAGAGUCUGUGGCAGCAGAAAAGAAGUUAACGAACGUUGCUGAUGAGGUGGUCACUGAAGUAAAUCCCUCCUCAUCUCAAGAGGAAAAGAUGGCAGAGGAAGCUAAUGUGACUCCAGUUUCAUUUGCUCCCCAAGGAUUUGUGUUCCAGCCUCCUUCUGGUCUGGCCUUUCAGCCUACACCCCUUUCUCCUCGCUCUGCUGAUGCCUUCCUCUCACCCAGCUUCUCAGUUGAACCCUGCAUGGAGGAUCCAAUUUCUGUACUGUCUGAUUCGUCCUCUGCCCCUCCUCUUUCCUCACCUCCUCCCUGCGUGUCUGAACCUUGUCCUGCCCCUGCUUCCAAGUCUGGUCCUCCUCACCUACCCUGCGUUUCAUCUUCCUCUCCUCCUGCCGCUGCUCCUCUUCCACUUCCUUCUUUGCCUCCUGCCACUCCUUCCUCAGCGCCUUUAGAGCCUCAGCACGACGUGUCCUAUUUCAGGGCAGUAAUGGCUAACGAGACCCAAAGAUUGACUGGGUUGUCUGAAUUUUGGGAAUUGCGAUUUGAUGAUUCCUCCAUCCCAGAAGAGAUGCGGGACCGAAUGCGCACGGCUGUUGGCCAAGCCAGGCUGCUGAUGAAGGAGCGCUUUGGCCAGUUCAGUGGGCUGGUUGAUGACUGUGAUUUUGGCCGAGGGGAGAAGCUCACAACCUGCACAGACUUGCAGGGAUUCUGGGACAUGGUGUACUUUCAGGUGGAGGACGUUGAUCGGAAGUUUAAUGCGUUGAAAGACGCUGAAGCCAGGGGAUGGCAAGAGGACAUCAAGCCUGUUGCAAGGCAGAAAAGGGUGGUCAAGAAGCCCCCUCCUGCAGGAGGUAAGACAAAAGCGAGUGUGGGAGCCAGCGCAGCUGCAAAGAGUCGUCUGGCUGCAGUGAAAGCUGCCAUGAAGGCCAAGCAAGCUGCAGGAGCUAAAAUUGCUGACGCUUCAGAUAGAGCUCAAGGUGACUCUGCUCCUACUUCAGAUGCCCAAGCUAACAUGCUGACAGCCCAGACAAUAGUUUUUCAUGGAGGCUUCUUCCAGGUGGAGAGUCCGGUCAAAGUAGCUGGUGUUGUAAGAAGAUCAUCUCGGCUAAGUGCGGCUCCCUUUACCAAGUGUUCCCCACAUGUGUCUAAAUUUAGCACACCAGGCAGGCAGCAGAGAUCUACUGCAGUGGUGCAUCCAUCUCCUCUUCCAUGCAUUCUCACUCCUUCUAAAAGCGCGCCUCUGACUGCAUCCCCUCCUACCUCUCCUGCUGCAGUAGCUGGCACCACUGCAUCUCCUGUCUGCCCGCUUAAACAGCAUGCUGAUCCCCUUCCCUGCUCCCCCAAAGCCCUUCACAUCAGCCCUGAGCAGCACAGGUCUGCCCCCUGUGUGUCACCUAAUGGAGUCUUACACACACAACUCAGCCAACCUGAUCAUAACACAAGUCUCAAAAAUAUCCAAUCAGACCUUAUGAUUACACCAGUAGAUGAUCAAGCGAACCAGUUAGCAGAGAUCAAGCCGCACAACUCUCCUUGCCAGUCAGAGGAAGAACUGCCACGUCAUCUUCCUGUGCAUUCAGGCAGCAGUACCGAGCCUGAGGCAAGUGCUCAAGAGUCUGCCAUGACGGCAUUGUCCCAGGAGCAAACUGAAGUGGACAUGUUCCACUCAGACAGUCAAGCUUAUGCUAUGAGUUUCACCCACUCGCCUUCAGCAUGCAAGAUAACUCCACGAGCAGAGACUGUGGAGAACUGUGUCUCGGUCCUUUCCUCCCCCUGUAUGAUCUCCACCACACCACAGCAAGUCCAAGUCUGCUUUCCAGCACCAUCAGACAAAACUGACACUUGUGUCAAUGAAAGAUCCAUCAGUGUAGACUGUAAAGUGACUGAAAAUCAAGACCGUGAGAAUAUGGCCAGUUUGGACUUUGAGCGAUAUCUGCAACCCACAGCCCGAUGCAGCUUAUCUCCUGUGCAGAGCAUGGCAGUGGACAGGUUCUCACUUGGCGUAGAUGAUGCUGAAAUGGAAAGCCCUCAGGCGCAGGCUGGAGAGCCUGUUCAGGAUGCACCGAUGACUCCGACAGCUUUCUCCAGAAUGGCACCAUUGGCAGUCACUCCCUGGACUGAAGAGAUGAUUGCCGAUCAGCUGCUGUUCACCCCUGAGCAGAGGGAGAGUGUGAGAGAGUCAGUGUGCGAGCGUGACCUCAUGAUGUUUACGCCACCUGCCGAUACUUAAUUUGAGCAGAGAUGUGGGCAAGCAUUGUAAUGGAGUUUAUUUACUUUUUAACAGUAAAAUUGAUUAAAUAUACUUGGAUUACCAGAUUUAUAAUAUACCUUUCUGCAUUUAUAAAAUUUUGAUCAAUUAAAGCAAGCUGUCUUUUUUGGAA